This is a messenger RNA of Strongyloides ratti, 1179 nucleotides long. Its product is annotated as FI21343p1. Gene Ontology annotation, biological process: protein targeting to vacuole; endosome to lysosome transport via multivesicular body sorting pathway. NCBI's taxonomy places the organism in Eukaryota, Metazoa, Nematoda, Chromadorea, Rhabditida, Strongyloididae. The record is from RefSeq and is a predicted model, not a curated record. The transcript is spliced from 4 exons. The coding region runs from base 1 to 1179 and encodes 392 amino acids.
AUGCUUAAAAACCCAUUGGAGCCAAAUCCAUACAAUAUAUUUAUUCUAUCAGAAACAGGAAGACCUAUAUUUGCAAGUUGUGGAGAAGAAAAUCGUUACAGUGAUUUGUUUGCUCUAAUAACAGUUUUAGUUAAAAAACCUGAAGAAAAUGGUGAUUCAUUACAAACGAUACAAGCAAAUGAUUUACAUAUUGUUUUUAUGUCAAAAUCAUAUAUGAUAUUUUGUAUAAUAUCAAAAUUUCCAUUUAAUUUAUCACAACAACUUCAACUUGUUUACCAUCAAAUAUUGUCACUUCUUCCAACAGAUCAUAUCAAAAGAACUCUUGGUACACAUGCUAAUUAUGAUAUUAGAAGUUUAUUAAAAGGUUUUAAUAAAAGUGUUUGUACAUAUGUUAAAGAAUGGGAACAUAAUCCAACAUAUUUUUUUUCUGGAGUUGGUUUAUUACCAAUGAAUAAUUCAGAUAGAUCAAUUAUAACAAAUACAUUAGAUAAUGUUGUUAAGGAAGUGAAUGAAGAUGAAAAUAUAACUUUUGCUAUGAUAAUAUCACCUAGUGAUACUAAUAUUGUUAUUAAUCUUAUUGAAUGUAAUCCACCAAUGAUAAAAGAAAUGGAAACAUUUGUUCCCAUUUGUCUACCAACAAUUAGUAAUAGAGGUUAUUUUCAUGCGUAUUUUUGUUAUCCAUGGGAAAAUGUAGAUGCGUGCCUUGUUAUAAUAUGUCGCAAAGUUGAUAGUUUUCAAGAAUCAAAAUUAGUAAAGACAAAAUUUAUUGAAGCAUUUGAAGAAUAUAAAAGAUUUUCAGAGAUUUUAGAUUUAUUUGGCAUAGUUGAUAGUUUUAAAAUACCUUCACCACAACUUGAUUUUUUAUGGCAUUUUAUUUUUAAAGAUACAGAAACAUGUCAUAUAAUGACGUCUUUACCAAAAAUUCCAUUUAUUAGUGAUAAUGAAAAAGAUCAUCUAAAUUAUACUUAUCAUCGUAUUAAUGAUUUAAUGUGCUUAAAAAAAAAACCAAAAUUUGUUUUUAAUACUAAUCCAAAUUAUAACUUAUUAUCAAUGGUCGGCGAUAAUUAUGAAUUAUAUGCAAUUUUAAAUCCAACAACAAAUUCUCAUGAUGCCAUUGAUUUAUGUGAAAAACUCUUAAAAUAUAUUAAAAAAGAAGAAAAAAAAUUUUUAGUAUUAUGA